GUUCCUCCACCAGUAUUCCCGUUAUUCCUUCAUCUGGUCUUCCGGCGGUUGAGGAAGAGGUUAAACGACAUCGAUAAUCACAUAGACACCUUAACAGCUCAAGAACUCAAGGGCUCAACUUUUCUUAAAUUAACACGAGAUGAUCUUUCGGGUAUUCAAGUACCUCUUGGACCAGCAAAAGAAAUCGUUGAGUUGAUUAAUGACAUUCAAGGAGAAAAGUGA
Messenger RNA from Acaulospora morrowiae, 222 nucleotides. The record is from the annotation of a GenBank genome assembly. NCBI's taxonomy places the organism in Eukaryota, Fungi, Glomeromycota, Glomeromycetes, Diversisporales, Acaulosporaceae.